AUGGCUUCUCUAGACCUCAAUCUGCUAUUUGCGGGAUGGCUCGAGGUCCAGGCGGCUGAGCUUACCAAAAAGGGCCUGAAGCUCGGGUUCGCUUACAGCAAGGCACAUGACAAGGUGAAAAGUCAUCCGGAUCCUAUUGAAAAUGGGAAACAGCUACGACAGAUUAGUUGUGUGGGUCAGAAGACGUUUGAGUUUUUGUGUGGCAAAUUGAAAAAGCACUGCCAGGAGGAGGGUGUGGACUUUCCGGAAGGAUUUUCGUCGUUCUUGGAGGAGAGAGAAGGCGGGAAAAGAGCUCAUGAGAUCGACGACGAAACCACAAAGAAGAAACCCAAACGAAGAAGCCUGUGGGUGCCCAAACGACGCUCGGGCUCCUGGGCGAUCCUCAUAGCAUUGCAUAAAAACAACGGAUCCCAAAAAGGCCUACGAAAGGAAGACAUCAUCGCUAGUGCCUCAGAAUACUGUGAUUCUUCAUUCACCGCCAAUCCUGCUGCUCGAGACUUCUAUUCUGCCUGGGACGGCGUGAAAACGCUUUUGAACCGAGAAUUGGUGGAAUGUGUGGGAAGAGCUCCUAAACUUUAUAUUUUGACGGAAACUGGCGUCGCAAUGGCUCGGGUGAUCAUGCAGCAGGAGAACAUCCACUCUUCACCGGCUCCAACGGUGGAUUUGAGCUUUGAUAACGGAGUCAGGGUCACGCCUGAUCUGACACAGCUCUUUUUCGAGCCUUCGUCUAGUCCGCUACGAAGAAAAGCUCACGACACUGCCAAAAAAGUGUUCGAUGGUGUCCCCUACGAUAUAUGGAACCCGGAGGAUUUCGAGGUGGCUGUUCUCUUUGACACACGAGAGAUGCGUUCCCAGGGAGAACGAGAUUUCUUCCAGAAACGUGUGGCCAACCAUAAUAUAUCCUGUGACGUGAGAGCCCUUUCCGUCGGUGAUAUCUUGUGGAUCGCUCGAAAUAAGCAUACCAAGAAGGAAGCCGUCCUCAACUACGUCUGUGAGCGUAAGAGAAUCGACGAUUUGGCCAUGUCCAUCAAGGACGGCCGUUUUGUGGAACAGAAAAAUCGUCUUCAAAAAUCAGCGCUCAACAAUGUCUACUACGUUGUGGAGGAAGGUGGCCUUUGCGAUAUGGACCGCAUCUUGGAAAUGAAAAAUGCCAUUCAAACCGCCAUCUCGAUGGUGAUCACGGUGUCUAAUUUAUACUUCGAGCGUUUCAGAAAGUCCGACGAUAUUGUCGAUUGGGUCGUUGCAAUGACCAAUAUCCUCAAAAAUCGGUACGCCAAAACCCGCCUAUUAGUGCUCAGACCGUUAUCUGUGGAGAACCAAGCUGAAUACUCCGAGAUCCUACAAGACUUUCGGAAAAACUUCGAAAAAAGACCGACGAAAUACGAAUGUGUUCACACUUUUCCAACAUAUCAAGCCGUUCUUUCAAAAUCCGAUAUGAUGACUGUGAAGGAAAUGUUCAUCCUCAUGCUUAUGCUGGUGCGAGGUAUCUCACUAGAAAAAGCAGUGGUGAUCCAGGCCCAUUUCCAGACACCACGCAGGCUAAUCGAAUAUUACCAAGAAAACGCCACCUUAGCGGAAGAAGAUAAAAAAUUGCUACUUUUCAAAUUAUUUGAAGAUCAAGUGGGCAACAAAAAAAUCGGAAAGGCUCCACUGACAGCAGUCUAUGAGACCUGGGGCAGAGAGUAG
Molecule: messenger RNA, 1686 nt
Organism: Candidozyma pseudohaemuli
Lineage: Eukaryota; Fungi; Ascomycota; Pichiomycetes; Serinales; Metschnikowiaceae
Exons: 1
Coding region: 1-1686 (561 amino acids)
Biological process (GO): DNA catabolic process; double-strand break repair via break-induced replication; resolution of meiotic recombination intermediates
Cellular component (GO): nucleus; Holliday junction resolvase complex
Molecular function (GO): 3'-flap endonuclease activity; DNA binding; crossover junction DNA endonuclease activity
Source: RefSeq, a predicted model, not a curated record